AAAAUAUUUCUGAAGGAUCUUAACUUUCAUUUCUGUUCAAAAAUGCGGCUUUUGCUUUUCUACUUUUUUUUCGCUGAUGAUUUGAGUUGUCCUUGUCACUGAGGAAACAGGGGCCCAUACUCCUGUCCGUGGUUAUGGGAGCGAAUGAAAGUAGUUUCCAUGGAAAAGUGAAGAUGUCGGAGGUCGUUUUUCUGUUCUUGCCACUUCUUUGGAGGUCUUGGCGCAGGAACAAGUUUGUGAAACAGUUGUGUCGUGCUGCGACGGGCACAACUAGUACUAUCACCUGCAGGCAGCUGUCUAUGAUUUCAUCAUCACCUGUUCCGGGAGGGGCAAUUUGUUCAGCAUUUUUGUUGGUCAUCUUUGGUGGUUCGUUUAUGUUUUCCAAUCUGGGCGCCGCUUUCGCCAUUCAGCUCUCCUCCCAUGGCCCGGACCAGGACUUUUCCCCAUCGGAAUUGUCGCAGAGUAGAUCAAGCCCCAGUGCUGGCAGCCAACACCCAUUUCGACUGCUGCAACCGCGAGAAGAUCUUCACGAGGCGACGUCCAGUUCCAGACCGCCGCCGGCGCCCGCCCGCGCGCACCCGCUGCAGCUGUCGCGGAGAAGCAGCUCCGGGUUCGGCAGCUGGAGUGACUUUGAGCAGUUGGGGACUACAUCACUAAAUGUGGGACCACCGCACCAAGAUCUUCAUGCAGCCCUCCCCCCGGGGGAACGGUCGUUUUUCGGCGAAAGUUCUUCGAGUUCGGCCUCGGCCCAAGCAAUGCAACACCGACGGAGCAGCCGAGGAACUUCGUCGUCUUCGCAGAAAAAAACAAAGCACAGCUUUCAGCAGCACCACCUGCAGGUGCCAAGCGAAGGUGUGAGCCUCGGGUCUCUGCUGCGACAGUCGCCGGACAAGUCUACUUCCCUGAAGCACCACCUCCGGAAAACCUCCUCGACUACACACGGCAGCGGGCACUUGCUCACCGAGUCUGGCGUGUCCACGCAAUUGCCGGAUGAGAGCUUGUCGAGGUUCACACAGCUGGACAGCACGAACAGCUUGCUCUCGCCGACCCAUGGUGGUGCACACCAAGGCGGAGGAGAGUUGUUUUCCUCCUUGUCCAGCCGAUUUUCCUCCCGCGACCGCGAAUCGAUGAUGAUGAGCAGUACUAGAAGUACUGGCUCUCGAGAGCGGCCGAUCGCGAGUCUGAAUUCCUUGAAUCUCUCGACAGAGGGGGGUGGUCUGAUGUUUGGGUCGACGCAGCUGCCGCACUUGCAACUAUUGGAAAACCCGGACGAGUAUCAAAUGUAAAAAUGUCUGGGUCUGGAAACUUGUGAUGCUGGGUGGCGUCUCAUGAUGAGGCCACAAAUGCUGGCUCAGCAUGACAAGUUUCUGAGCUUCUAGGUGUUGCCUAUUCUGCAUGACAAACUGCGUUCUUGCAUCACAGAAAAAUGGAGCUCUUGGGCAACGUGUAGGACAGAUUUAAGAGUCAUGCCAGACAAGCAUGACAAACAUGCAUUCUUCCAGACCCAGACAUUUUUACAUUUGAUAACGAGGACAUCCUUUCCAGCCGAAGCAACGCGUUCUCCGAAAACAGCCGCGAAUCGAAGAUGCAACUGAGUGUGGGCGAGGAAGGUCGGGGGGAUAGUCGGAGCUCGGGAGGAGGUGGCACAGGAACCAUUUCUGGAGCAGGAGGGCAGCAGCGCGACCUACAACAUCAAUCACAGCCUCGUAGCGGGCUGCGGUUACCCGAUGUCAUCAUACCAGGAGAAAACGGCAGCACUUUCAACACAAUGUCGAGUGUGCGGACGGAUGCUCUUAUCGACAACUUCUACCAUGACCCAUCAAAUAGCCACGACGGCUACAUUUCGCCAAGACAGUAUCUCUCAGACGGAGGAAUCGUCCUGACGGCCUCGCAAGACAGCCUUGGUGGGGACGACGGAGCACUGGGGAUGAUUACAUCGGACCCCUGUUUUGGACUGCCGCGGCUCGGAGGUCCAUCUCGUGGCACAACUCUUGCACGAGGACCCUCUUCCAUGUUGCGGGGAGGUCGCGCGGUAGAAAGCUCCCCGAUCGAGUCCAGCACCCUUGCGGGGGCCAGUAACUACGGAAGUAGCAACCGGUUGACGCAGUCGACGGAGAGCUGCGGCUAUCAAAUGCAAAAAUGUCUUGGUCUGGAAUGUUGCCGGGUUUGUCAUGCAUAUUUUGCAUGACCCAGGGCCAGGGCCAGGAUGUCUGUAAUGCGCGUCUUAGCGUCACAGAUUUUUAGAGGGCUUCCUGAUGCCUACUCCGCAUGACAAAUGCCCUCUCCGCGUAGCACAAACUAGACUCCUCUUGCUGGUGGUCAUGCAAUGCAGAUUUUUUUAGAGUCCCAAGGUAGCAUCACAAGUUCCAACCUUCCAGACCCAGACGUUUUUGCAUUUGAUAGCGGCACGGUUUGGAGCGAAAACGACAACGAUCCGGGAACGGGUUCGUCGCCGGAGCUCCGGGGGAGGUUGUGCGGCGACUUCUACACCAACCUUGGUGCGGGACGAGAAGAUAAUUCCACUUGGGGCAGUUGUACAACUCUGGACGCGUUUAGGAGUACCUGUUGGUACCAGCACUGUCCGAGUGGGUUAGAGGACGAAGAUCAUAAUGUGGUCAACAGAUCAACAUCUUCUCCCACUUCCACCCGACAUUAUGACCAUUACAACCAUAUCCAUAACCAGUUCGAACGAGAUAAUCACGACGAUGCUCCUAAUCCACCCACUUCUCCGAUCGAGAAGUGUCUCAAGAGGCCGUCGCUGCUGAAGCGGGCGGCCGUAGGGCUGACCGGUCUGACGGCGGCCAUCGGGGGCGCCUGCUUCGUCCAGUCGCCCGGUGGGCAGCAGUUGGUCCACGCGUUAUCCUCUUCCAUGUUGGGUACAGGAGGAAAUCUAAACUUCCCCUUCGGAGCCGGAGCUGGGGAAGCGAACACGCGCUUGAACAACUACCCUUCUGUCGCGGCCACUGCGUUCGCGCGAACCAUGAACCCAAAUCCGUGGAGCAUCAAGGGGGCUCCUCGUGCAAAAGCGGCGGAAGAAGAUGACGCUGGUGGGACGAGGGGAGCAGGCUCAACCUCUUCGCAACAUCGACCUGACACGACGAGCACAUCAUCUUCACAGCGAAAGAACAUCAGCCACGACGAGCCGCAGUCUUCGUACCUCGCGGCAGCCGCGAUACAGCAGGAUGACCGCACCAAGGUGAAUGCAGAGCAGUUUGCGAAGCUGCAGUCGGCCUGGUCCGAUCUGGCGGAAUUUUCCGAGGUGUUUGGGAGGAACGGGUUCAGAACGUUAUACGAAAGCGUCCUGUUUCCCUGGGUCACCACGGCACGGCUUGCACAACAACCAUCUUCAUCAGCAUCAAGCGGAGGGAGUACUAGCAGUGUCGUAGACAACGACAACGGGUUCGUGGGGGAAAUGCAAAACUCCUUUGUUGCUCAAGGUGAACAACCCGGGAGUGGUGCAGCCGAGGAAGCCGCGAAGCAGUUGCGGCACUGGAUGCAGCUGUUCAGUUGGAUGAAGUCCGGGUCGGACGACACACUGGAGGACAGUGCGGCGACCGUCGCGCAGAUGAAAGCUCUGGACCAGCACUGGGACCGCUACUUGAGGCAAAACGCGUUGCCGGACUUGGUAGAUGAUGUUGUUCACUAUCAAAAUGAUCUACUUGUUCCGCCUCGAGGUCGUGGAGCUUUACGGGACGAGGACGCAACCACGGAUACUAUCAACAUAGAGAGCGGCCGAGAGCAGGAGCAAAUGCAAAUGCUGCAGAUCAACGAGGAUGUUGCGCUCUCUCGAGCGUUGGUCGAUAAUCACUUUUAUCAGCCGAGAAGGAGCACUUUGAAAAUAAAUGCGGCUUCGCAGCAGCGGGGGACAGGAGCACAACUACAGCACAGAGAAGUAGAUCGUGACGAUUUUUCACAUAUCAAGUGCAACAAUGUCUGGGUCUGGAAGAAUGCAUGUUUGUCAUGCUUGUCUGGCAUGAUUCUUGAAUCUGUCAUGCACGUUACACAAGCGCUCCAUUUUUCUGUCAUGCAGGAACGCAGUUUGUCAUGCAGAAUAGGCAACACCUAGAAGCUCAGAAACUUGCCAUGCUGAGCCAGCACUUGUGGCUUCAUCAUGAUACACCAUUCAGCAUCACAAGUUUCCAGACCCAGACAUUUUUGUAUUUGAUAUCACAACACGACCUCGCGGAGACCAAGCUCCACUCCGCGUUUACCGACCUGAUUUUCGCGGGGCGGUUCGUCGAGGUGGUGCUUUCCAAGAUUCUACAAAGUCUCCACAUCGAAGACCUGGACGCCUCCUCCUCGCCCGCCCGGCUGCGCUCGGCGCUGUUUAAAUCUGCGCCCGAGUUUCAGGAGUACCGACAGGACAGCGAAGAUCUCGAGCGGUGGGUGUCCUCGGUUUUGUUCGAGAACUCGUUGGAGCAACUGGAAAUCGUGUUUGAACAAAAGAAAAGAUCAGAUGCAACAACCGGGAGGACAACAUUGACCAUACAAGACAAGAAGGACGGUAGCACAACAAGUAAAGAAAAAAAUUCAUUACCGCUUCCCAGGCGGGCUGCACCGGAAGGCGAUGUCCAACACGCGGUUGUGCGGGUAGGAGAACAUCGACCGUUGAAUCUGCACCACGUAGCCACAGACAAGUUUGUCACGUUUGCGGAACAAAGAACGAUGAGGAAUAGAGACGAUCAUGAUGAACACCCCCUAUCUAGAAAUGCGGGUGACGAAUUAUCAAAAGCGCCGGAAAUAAAUACCAACUUUUCUGUCUUGGCAUCUGCUGUUGAAGAUCCAAGGAGCGGUGGAGAAGAUUCUUGGUCAACAUCUUCGCCGGGCAACAAGUUCUUGGUCAACAUCGCCGGACCGGAGGUUUGUGGGAAAUCCACAGCCUUACUGCAGGACAUUGCGUUGCACAACGUCGCAAAAAUCAUCGCAUCCGCGGACAAAGCCGGAAACCUUUACAACGCGGACGCCGCGGCACAGAGCUACUUGGCGGGGUUCGAGAAGAACCAGUUUUUCGUGGAGAAACAUGAGCUUUUCUUUGCGGAACUGGAGUUGUUGAGUCGGAAUGUCAAAACGUUGCACCUGUACUACUACAACCCCGAGGACAUCAAAAUAGUUGGAAAUGGUCCUCGCACUUCUAGUACUAGUGCCACGUCUACUGGUGCAGUUCCUUCUAGUAAAAAAGCACCACCUGCUUCUUCAUCUUUCUCCGCUGGGCAAGAAAAACCAAAUCAAAAUCUUUCUGCCCAAGACGAACUUGCGUUGAACACAUACCUUCAGACCCACCUCGGCGUUGCAGAAGCGCAGCGGAUCAAAAACCUUCUGGUGCUCACCAAACCCGCCUUGAAAUUCAUCUUGGAGGCCACUAGCACUUCUGGGCUGUUACCGUACGCAACAGACGCGCGGGCUAUGAAAGUGGUGCACAACUCGACGCCUCGUCCCUGCCGUUCCUUUGUAUAAUGCAAAAUGGCAACAAAAAUAGAAAUUCCCGCUCUAAAUCUGCAGGUCCAGCCUUGUAGUACACGUCAUACAUCGCUCAUGUAGAAGAGAGAGAGGUCUGCCGUUCUCUACUCUGCGCUCCUAUUCAUGCCUCGCACACAAGAGGGACGAACCAGGAGGGGGAACAAGUUGUGCCCUGGGAUACAUUUGCGGAGCUGGACGCUCGCGGAGGUUUUUAACUACGUAGCGUUGCGGUUCGGACCCUCGGGCGGGUUAAGGCAGUUGUUGUCGAAAGACUUCUUCACAGUGUUGCAGACAACCAGCCAGGACGUCGGGGGGCCAGGUAGAUUUAUUUUUACUAAAGUACUGUUUGAUUUUUGCUUUUGGUUUUUCUGUGCCAUCGGACAAUUGAAGCAGUCUUGGCAACACUGUGCUGUGCAUUUCGUGACCACGACGACGUGCUAAAGUGUUUUAGUCAACUGCUAAUGCAUCAAGUGCCCUAGAAGUAUCGGCAAGUAAUUGCAUUGAUAAUGAUAUAACCAUUCCAUGCUUAACAAUAAUAUCACGACAGUGGUCGGUGCGGUGCAAUCGCCGUUUGAAGUCGGUAGGCGGAUGGAAAUAGUGCAGAACGACAACCACAAAACCUUCGGCCAGCCGGCGAAAAAGCUCCUGCAGUACCUGCAGAAAUACCUGUACGCGGAGGCCGUGGCAGUGUCUCCCGCCCUCUGCGGGCAAGCCGUGCUGUCCGGGCUGCGGUGGGCGAUGCUCGGGGGGCACUUGGAGGAUCGGGGGAGGGCGGGGACGUCGCAAAAACUGGCGCUGGACGAGAUCGGGAAGGAUCCGCUGUGACAAAUGUAAAUGAUCGGUGACAUUGAAAAUAUGUUAGUUCUUCUACUGAACAUGAAAUAAAUGAUUGUUUCAUCAUCCAGAGUUGUGGGGUUUUUCUUUUUACCUUUCGUGUUUCAAAGAAUUUAGCUUCCAGCACGACCACUGCUAUGUGUCUGCAACAGGAAAAACAAGUUUCGGAUCUUUGAUCGCAUGAUGCGUCGGCCUAUUUUCACGACGCACAUCACGUAUCGACAUUUCGUCCGAGGAUGUUGCGGCAUUAUUGUCUGCCCAGCAUCUUUCAGAGCUUUUCUUUAUUCUGACGAAACUCAGAGAACUCAAGUACAACUUUUUCUAGAAACGAAUACAGUCUGAAAACCACAAAGCAAAUGAAAAAUUCUUGAAUUUUUACAUACAACUACAACUAGGCCGUGGCGGCCGAAGUUCCAUGGAACGAGAUCCACCAUAGUACUUGCGAGAGGACUCCGCGUUUUCAAAAAAUGAUCUCGUACAACUAGGCACAGUGAUG
This is a messenger RNA of Amoebophrya sp. A120, 6787 nucleotides long. NCBI's taxonomy places the organism in Eukaryota, Dinophyceae, Syndiniales, Amoebophryaceae. The record is from the annotation of a GenBank genome assembly.